AUGUCACAUCUUGAUUUGGGAGGUUGCAAGAAGAGGAAGAGAGGAGAAAGGGUUUUCAAGUUUAAAUCAUUUGGAGGACAAGGCUCUCCGGUGGAGUGGACUGGCUCCUUUUGGGAGAAUGUGAAAGCCCUUUUGGAGUUUGGUCAUUUGGAGAGGGAUUUGUGUUGCGGUGGAAUGUCGUGUUGGUCUUUCCAGCUCGAAGUCCACCGCCACCCUCCCUUGUCUGUGUUGCUUUUUGUGGUCGAGGAACCGGUUGAGGAGUCUCUUCAUCGACACUGCAAAUAUUGUCGUUAUGUAGGUUGGGGACAACAUAUGAUUUGUAAUAAGAAGUACCAUUUCUUAGUGCCUUGCAAGGACUCAUAUGGAGCUGGAGAUUCAAAGGGUAAGUUCAAUCUUAUAGAAUUGAAUGGCCAUAUCUUGCAUGGGAUUUUUCACUCUAAUGGCUUCGGUCAUUUGCUAUGCAUUAAUGGGUACGAGUCUGGCUCCGAGCUUCCGGGAUACAAGAUUAUGGACUUUUGGGAUCGCCUAUGCACAGGAUUGCACGCAAGGGACGUGAGUGUAAAUGACAAUUCGCAGAAACGAGGCAUGGAUACAAGGUUACUCCAUGGAGUAGCAUAUGGAGAACCAUGGUUUGGUCAGUGGGGUUAUCGAUUUGGGCGUGGAUGCUACGGAGUGACUCAAGUAGUUUACCAAAAGGCGAUAGAAACCCUAAGAAACAUGCCCUUUGCAUUACUUUUCCACCAUUAUGGGAGCACAAUAUGUAACCAUGAGAUAUCAGUCAUAUUGUCAAGGUAUCAAUCAAUUUCAGGGUAUUCUCUAAUGACUCUAGGUGACCUAUUACAUUUCAUGUUUGAGCUGAGAUACCAAGUUCCAAAGGAAAACCAUAUUGCCAGCUCUUAUAACCCUAGAGUUUUGGUGGAGAGUGCCUGUAGAUGGUCCCAAAAGAGAGUAGAGAUGGCCACUCGAGUGAUUGUGGAAGCAUUAAAAAAAGCCGAAUUCAAGUGGGUAUCGAGGCAAGAGGUUCGCGAUGCUGCUCGUGCCUACAUAGGUGACACGGGGCUUCUAGAUUUUGUGCUCAAGUCUCUUGGGAAUCAUGUAGUUGGUAAUUAUCUUGUUCACCGUAGCUUGAAUCCGGUGACCAAAGUUCUCGAGUAUUGUUUAGAGGACAUAACAAACGCAUUUCCCAACCAAGAAGGCGAUAAUUCUGACAUGAACAAGCUCACUAAAGUGCAACUUAUGAAAGACAUGUUUUAUCUUUACACUCACAUUCUUGUGGAGCACAAGCCAAUUACAAUGACUAUGGAUGUAAUUCCAACCAUCCCUUUGGCUUCAAGGAUAAUCCUCGACACUAAAUAUUUCAUCAAAGUAUACAACGACGAAGCAUCGAAGGCGGGCUUUACGGGAGAUUCAAAAAUAUAUUGUACCGUCGCAUUAAGUAACAAAAAUUCCACGAUGAUUGAGGUGGGACCGAAAACAAUUUCCCCACCGUGUGAGUGUUUCACAUUGGACAACACCACCUCAUUUAAUGAUCUAAGGGUCCUAGUUGAAGAAAGGUUCAAAGAGAUGUAUUUGGGACUAAAGGGUAUUGAAUUGGGAUUGGAGGCUAAGGGAUCCGACCUAGUUCUCGAGAAGUUUUCCAAUCAAUUGGGAGGAAGAACCCUUAUCUUCGAUGCUUCAAAUCAUAUGGAGCGAGGAAAAGAGGUACACGAGGACACAUUCGAAGGAUCUCAAAACGUUAUUGUUCAUUGUCUUUGUGGAGCCACAGAUGACGAUGGAGAACGUAUGGUGUGCUGCGAUGUAUGCGAGGUAUGGCAACACACUAGGUGUGUUAGGAUCCCGAAUGAUCAACAAGUCCCAAACGUAUUCCUUUGUACUAGAUGUGAGCACGAAAUUCUGCUCUUCCCAUCAAUACCAUAA
Impatiens glandulifera is the source of this 1917-nucleotide messenger RNA. Its product is annotated as PHD finger protein MALE STERILITY 1. Bases 1 to 1917 code for a protein of 638 amino acids. The record is from RefSeq and is a predicted model, not a curated record. NCBI's taxonomy places the organism in Eukaryota, Viridiplantae, Streptophyta, Magnoliopsida, Ericales, Balsaminaceae. The transcript is spliced from 3 exons.